GUUCAUCCAUCGCGGGGCCGAGAGGUAUUGACAACUCCUUUCUCUCUCUUCCUCCGAUCGCUUGAUCAAACGAACCAUCCGAUCCGAGAUGUCUCCUCCUCCGUCGAAGGCGAUCGCGUCGGCGGCCGGCAUGCUGCGGGGCCGGAUAAGAGCGGCGUUGCGCACUAGGGGCGGCGACGGCGGCGAGGGGGCGGGGCGGUGGACCAGCCCGGGGACGCAGGAGCGGCCGAACGGGUACCUCUUCAACCGGACGCCGCCGCCGCCGGGGGAGUCGCGAAAGUGGGAGGACUGGGAGCUCCCCUGCUACAUCACUUCCUUCCUCACCAUCGUCAUCCUCGGCGUCGGCCUCAACGCCAAGCCCGACCUCACCCUUGAGACCUGGGCCCACCAGAAGGCCCUCGAGCGCCUCCAGCAGCAGCAGCAGCAGCAGGUCGCCUCCGAUGAGUGAUCUCCGGCUCCGAUCGCCUCCCUUGCUCGGUCCCUGGUAACGGUUUCUCCUUCGGUUCGCCUCUCUAUCUUUUUCUUUUGUGACGAUGGGAGCAAUGGGAAUUCAGAAUUAAUAAGGUCAAGGGUUGUGUAAGAUGGUGGGAUUUGGAUGGAACCCUAAGCUAUCUCUGACAAAAUUGUGCUUUUACCUUUUUUUGGCAUUUUAAGAUCGUUAUAUCUAUCUCUGAUUUUAGGGUUUAAAAACGGAUGAAUUUUAUGGUUGUUUUUUGAUACCUGAGAUGAUGCUUUAUACUGCGUAAGGUUUUGGUAACAAUGUUGAAACUUUAUCAAAUUAUAUGAAAUGAUGAUUUUGGCACUAA
This is a messenger RNA of Phoenix dactylifera (date palm), 806 nucleotides long. RefSeq lists its product as uncharacterized. The record is from RefSeq and is a predicted model, not a curated record. Lineage: Eukaryota; Viridiplantae; Streptophyta; Magnoliopsida; Arecales; Arecaceae.